UUUGCAGCUUCCUACUUUAUUCCUCCAAACAUUGCUGAAUAUUCCAUCGCAUGAAUUUGCCGUAUUCUUAUACUCCAAUGAUAGUAUGUCCUUUAAUCAGUUACGUACUGCAUUUGCUAUUAGACAUAUAUGAGAAAGAAAGAAAGAAAGAGAUGGAGAGAAUAUUGUCACUUGUUUCUUUGUUUCUGUUUCUCUAUGCAGUUGAAGUGGUUUCUUUUUCCUCUGGGCAUCCCCUUUGCUCUUCUCAUGAUUAUCUAGCACUUGUACAGUUUAAGCAUUCUCUUAACGUGACAACCGCCUAUUAUUAUGAUGAAGAUUGCGAAUCUUCUGCUCCUAAGACGGCAUCUUGGAAUACCAGUAGCAUGGAUUGCUGUACGUGGGAUGGAGUUACCUGUGAUAGCAUCACAGGCCAUGUCAUUGGUUUGGAUCUCAGUUGUAGCAGACUUGAAGGAACGAUCCAUCCCAACAGUAGCCUUUUCCAUCUUCGUCAUCUUCAAACGCUCCAACUUUUCCAUAACAACUUGCGGGGUCCUAUUCCAGAAUCCAUCAGGAACCUUUCACAAAUCAUUCAUCUGGAUCUUUCAGACAACAAUUUGGAGAGCGAAAUUCCUGAUGCUUUCUCCAACUUGCAAAACCUUACACACUUACGACUAGACAACAACACCUUCACUGGCAGGUUUCCAUCUUCUCUUGUGAACUUGACAAAGCUUGAAGUUUUAAGAUUGGGAUACAAUUCACUCAGUGGUCCACUUCCUUUCACUGCCAACGGACUUCAAAAUCUAGAAGAUCUAUUUUUGUCUCAUAACUUACUCAAUGGCUCAAUCCCCUCAUGGAUGAAUAGUCUUCCUUCGUUGUUUUAUUUACGUCUGGACAACAAUCUUUUCAGUGGAUCACUCUCUCUUGGACAAAAUAAGUUGAAUGGGGAGAAGACUGGAGCACCAAUGUUUUCAAAGCUCCAGUUUCUUCAUCUUUCGUUUAAUAAUUUGAGUGGUGAGGUAGGAGCAGAAAUGUUUUCGAGCAUGAAAAACCUCUACUCUCUUGAUCUUUCUCAUAGUGGUUUAUCAUGGAGUAUCAAUAAGGACAACACCAACACCACUUUCCCUCUUCUUUAUUAUUUAGGUUUAGGCUCUUGUCGUGUGAAAGAUUUCCCAGAUUUCUUAUUGUACUCUGAGGGAUUAUCAUUUUUGGAUUUGUCGGAGAAUGAAAUUCAGGGGCAGUUCCCGAAAUGGUUUGGGGGUUUGAGUGGAUUGCAAAGCCUUAAUCUCUCUCACAACUACCUUACAAGCCUGGACCAUCUACCAAAUAGGGAGAGAAUUAUGGUACUUGAUCUACAAUCAAACUCACUCACUGGACCUCUACCGUCCUCUCUUUGCUCAUCAAAUUACAUUCGUAUUCUGGAUUUGUCUUACAAUAAUAUGAGCGGUGAUUUUUCCAAUUGUUCCUCUAUUUCUAACUGUGCUCUCAUAGUCCUAGAUUUACGAGGAAACAACUUUCAUGGUCCCAUUCCAAACAUAUUCUCCCAGUGUGAUUGGUUACGUCAUAUUGGUUUGAGUGAAAAUCAAUUGGAAGGUCCAAUCCCGAGAUCGCUAGUCAACUGUACAUCCUUACAAGUCCUUGAUUUGGGAAACAACAAAAUCCAUUCUACAUUUCCCACCUGGAUGGAAGCUUUGCAAGAGUUGGAGAUUCUCAUACUGAAAUCGAAUAGAUUUUAUGGACCCAUUGGUGGUGGUUUCCGAACAAAAUCGCCAUUUCCAAACUUGAGGAUCUUUGACAUCUCUGGUAAUUCAUUUUCUGGCUCUUUACCUACAGAAGUUCUAAAAGGUUUCACAGCUAUGAUGAACAUGGAUGCACACAAAUCAAGACUGGGAUAUAUGGAGGGAGAAGACGAUUUUGGAAACUAUAGAGCAAACUACAGGUUUUCAGUGACGUUAGUGAUGAAAAAUCAAGAAAUUGAAUUCACAAGGAUCUUGAAGAUUCUUACAACAUUCGAUUUAUCAAAGAACAAGUUUGAGGGAGAAAUCCCUAAGUUCAUUGGGAACUUGAAUUCACUCCGGCUGUUGAAUUUAUCUCGCAACAACCUCAGUGGGCAUAUUCCUGUUGAAAUGAAGAACAUGAGCGCUCUUGAAGCUUUGGACCUUUCAUUUAACCAGCUUACCGGCAAAAUUCCAGUGGAAUUGGCAAUCCUAACAUUUCUUGCAGUCCUAAAUCUGUCACACAACCAUCUCGUUGGACCUAUUCCCCGCAGUAACCAGUUCAAUACGUUUCCAAAUGAUUCCUAUUUUGGAAACUCGGAAUUGUGUGGAUUUCCGUUGUCAAAAGAAUGUGGGCAGCGUAAGAGUGCAUCAGUACCGGUAUCGCUGUUUGAACAAGAAGAAGAAGAAGAGCCAGGUUUUCUUAGUGAAAUGACUUGGCAAUCUGUUCUAAUUGGUUAUGGUUGUGGCUUGACUUUUGGAUUUGCCAUAAUGUAUCUCAUAUACCGCAUUCAAAGGCCAAGAUGGUUCAUAGACUUAUUAGAGACUAUCAAUCAUGAAAUGAUAUACAGAAUACAGAGGGGACGUAAAAGGCGUGGGAACAAUCGCAGAAGAAGACAGUGAAAAUCUCUGAGGAUCUUUACCUAUGGUGGUACUAAAAGGUUUCAAAGCUAUGAUGAAUAUGGAUGGACAUAAAUCAGAAUUGGGGUACAAUGUUGAGGUCAUUUUUAGUUUCUCAGCUGCUACUGCAUUGUAUGCGGAUUCGAUGACGUUAGUGAUCAAAAAUCAAGAGACUAAAUUCAACAAGAUCUUGAAGAUUUUCACAGCAAUCGAUUUGUCAAGGAACAAGUUUGAGGGAGAAAUCCCUAAAUUGAUUGGGAACUUGAAUUCACUUCCGCUGCUGAAUUUAUCUCACAACAACCUCACAGGGCACAUUCCUAUUGAAAUGAGGAACAUGAGCACUCUUGAAGCUUUGGACCUUUCAUAUAACCAGCUUACCGGAAAAAUUCCAGAGGAAUUGGCAAGUUUAACUUUCCUCGAGGUUCUAAAUCUGUCACACAAUCAUCUCGUUGGACCUAUUCCUCGUAGCAACCAGUUCAAUACGUUUCCAAAUGAUUCCUAUUUUGGAAACCCUGAUUUGUGUGGAUUCCCAUUAUCAAAUGAAUGUGGGAGGAAUAAGAGCGCAUUAUCAGUUGAACAAGAAGAAGAAGAGCCUGGUUUUCUUUGCGAAAUGACUUGGCAGUCUGUCCUAAUUGGUUAUGGUUGUGGCUUGACUUUUGGAUUUGCCAUACUCUAUAUCAUAUACCGCUUUCAAAGGCCAAGAUGGUUCAUAGACUUUCUUGAAACUAUCACUCAUGAAAUGAUAUACAUUGCAAAGAGGGGAGGUCGAAGGCGCAGGAACAAUCGCAGAAGAAGACAGUGAAAUCCAUGAGGAAAUUAAUCAAUAGUCGCCUUAUUGUUCAUUAUUCAGUCUUUACAGAAAUAAAGUAACUUAGUAGAAGUA
Messenger RNA from Capsicum annuum, 3474 nucleotides. RefSeq names its product receptor-like protein 34. Gene Ontology annotation, molecular function: protein binding. The transcript has 2 exons. Bases 51 to 2594 code for a protein of 847 amino acids. The record is from RefSeq and is a predicted model, not a curated record. Lineage: Eukaryota; Viridiplantae; Streptophyta; Magnoliopsida; Solanales; Solanaceae.